AUGGGCGUGUUGCAAGUGAUUGCAAAUAUAAAUGAAAAAAAGAAAGCGGUUCCUCAAGUUCCUCCAGCGUUUGUUCAGUCCAUUCGUACACUCUAUCACUCCCAACAGUUUCCGGUACAGCCUGCUUCUGGUUUUCCUCAACAUUCUCCAUUCACUCACUCCCAGUCAUUGACAGCACAUUCUACACCAUCCUUUACGCAACUUCUUCCUACUCAGCCUUCAUUGACUAGUAAUCAGUGUACGCAAUCAGCACGACAGUAUUAUCAAGAUUGCGGCCAGUCAUCAGGAAUGUCCUCCCCAAUGACGGAUCCGAGGGAGAGCUCGACUCCACUUCCUCAGGACUCUUGCACAACGAUGAUGCCGUUUUGUUUAAUCAACCACGUGCAGUCACACACAACUCAAUUCUCAACAGACAGAGCGCCGCAGGCGCCGCUGAAUUCUGCUCACACUCACGCUAUCCCCCCGGAAGCGAGACGUAGUACCAUAGAAUAA
Molecule: messenger RNA, 492 nt
Organism: Acanthoscelides obtectus
Lineage: Eukaryota; Metazoa; Arthropoda; Insecta; Coleoptera; Chrysomelidae
Source: the annotation of a GenBank genome assembly